AUGGGGUCUGCGGAGGAGGAGGAGUUUUUGGAGGUGCCGCAGUCGCGCCAUGCCCGCAAGGCGUGGUUCCAGCUUUUAACCCUGCGCAGCCUGCGGGCGUGGCGCUGCCAGUGGCAGCCGCUGCUGCCGAACUUGGCGAGGCAGCUCGGGGCCGACGCCUCACAGGGAAACAGCCGAACCCCGCAUGCAAUCCUUGCUGAGAGACUGGCGGACUGCACGGCCUUGUCGGUGGAUGUGCAGAGGAAGCACAUGCACUACACGCACGUCCGCACCACGUCGGCGGGCGACCGGCAGCCUUCCACCUUCACCCGGGCUGGGUUCUGGGAGCACAUCCUCCAAGUCUACCGAGAAGCAUACCCAGACGCUGCCAACCCCACGGGCUCCAUCGUGCAGUUUGGGGCAGUGGCGAAGGAGCGGCAUGCGGCCUCGCAGGAUGGUUUGCGGGACGAGCACCAUCAUUGCCCAGUGUACUGCAGCAAGCGGCACUACUGGAAGCGUGUGGCUGACAUCUCCUACCAGAAGUACAAGGUGAAGCUCCACGCGGCCACGCACGGGUACUACACCAUGUAUUCUUACAUCACCGCCCCGACUACGAAGAAGCCCUUGGCUGCAUUGGACGCGGAGGUGUUCUUGUCGGUGGACCACCCGCGUGGAGACGCCCUGCGGCAGUUGCUGGAAGCAGGCGCCAUUGCUGCCCGUGCCUUGAAUGGACGUCAACACAAGCAACAAGCUGAAGAAGCUCCGCAACGUGCGCCGCAGAAGCGCUUCCGCUCCGGGGACAUCUUCACCCUCAUGGAGGAGCGCAACUUGCAGAAUGUCCUGGACUUGCAAGGGCUGGCCAACUCCUUGGCCCAGCAGCGCAAAAGCUGCUCCUUGAGCCCGUUGGACGGCCAUCUUUCAGUCAUGGGGAACCCUGACCCGGAGCUCCUUCCCUUUGGCCGGUGCAUUGGAUGCGCAAGGUGUUGCUGUUGGCAAGACAACAAGCACCAGGAUCAGACUGUGCUUUUUGAGGACUUGCUCUCCCUCACCGUGGGGGAAAUGAUCUCAGUCCGAGUGCCACACCAAAAGACCCAGAUCUUCCGCAACGUCGCGCCCCUCUUCUACACCUCCAACUUCCCGCUGCAGGUGCGCCGGCCUGACUUGGAGGAGGCCACGCGCUUGAACCAAGCCAUGGCCGAGCGCUUCUGCACGCGUCAGUGGAAGAUGCCGUUGCCAGAAGCCGAGCGGAUCCCGGACCUGCCUCGAUGCUCACGGUGCUGCGCCGCGUUCUACCUUGCCAACAGCGCAGGGGGGCGGCGCCCUGCCGAGAUUGCGGAGCUGCUGGGACGGCACAUUUCCACGAUCGUCCGGCACUUCCAGCGGCUGUCCCGGGGCCGGGCUGCCAAGCGGCAGCCCACAGGACGACCGCCCAGCCUGACUCAGCGCCAAGUCGACCAAGUUGUGAGCACAACCCAGCGGCUUGUGAAAGAAGCCAAAGCUCAGUGGCAGGUCACGGCUGCCAUGGUGCGACAGGCGCUGCGUCUGAAAUGCUCUGUCAAGACCAUCCGCAAAGUUCUGCAUGAGCGCGGGAUCACCUUUCGACCAAUGCGCCAGAAGCCGCUGCGCACUGCGGCUGAUGAGCACACCCGACUGGAGUGGGGGAAGCAAUACGCCCCAAAAAGGGCAUCCUUCUGGUCUGAGAGGGUGCACGCCUACCUGGACAACAAGUUCUUCCCCGUCUACCCGAACCACAAGGCAAGGUGCUACGCUGCCAAGCGCGCCACUGGUACCUACCGAGCAAGGGGCGAGGGCUUGGGCGAGGGGCAUGUUCGACCACGCUUGAAAGUGUCUUGGGGGAAGAGUGUCAACGUGGCGGUGGCCCUGAGUGCCCAGAAGGUUCUGAUGUGCCACGUGGUGGAAGGCCACUGGAAUGCAGCGGAGGACAACGAUCCCAGCGGCUACAAGAGCCGGGCGGCCAGGGACACAAAGGUGGAGCAGCGGAUCAACGUGCUGGAGAUCCCAAAGCGCUCGCCUGACGUCAACCCACUCGACUACGGCUUCUGGGCCCACGUCAAUGAGCGGCUGCGCGUGCAGGAGAGCCGCUUCGGCGUCAAUUUUCGUGAAUCCAGAGACCACUUUGUGCGCCGGCUCAGGCGCACGAUCCUGCGCACCCACCCGGCCUUCCUGCGCUCAUUGGUGACAUCCAUGAAGCGGCGAGCAGUGGCCUUGGUGGCCGCCAAAGGGCGGGACUUUGAGGAGGAGGAGUUUUUGGAGGUGCUGCGGGAGUGGGACAACGCAGUCGCGCCAUGCCCGCAAGGCGUGGUUCCAGGGGUUGGCCCUGCGCAGCCUGCGGGCGUGGCGCUGCCAGUGGCAGCCGCUGCUGCCGAACUUGGCGAGGCAGCUCGGGGCCGACGCCUCACAGGGAAACAGCCGAACCCCGCAGUCAACCAGAACGCUGCUUCGAGUGCAAUCCUUGCUGAGAGACUGGCGGACUGCACGGCCUUGUCGGUGGAUGUGCAGAGGAAGCACAUGCACUACACGCACGUCCGCACCACGUCGGCGGGCGACCGGCAGCCUUCCACCUUCACCCGGGCUGGGUUCUGGGAGCACAUCCUCCAAGUCUACCGAGAAGCAUACCCAGACGCUGCCAACCCCCCGGGCUCCAUCGUGCAGUUUGGGGCAGUGGCGAAGGAGCGGCAUGCGGCCUCGCAGGAUGGUUUGCGGGACGAGCACCAUCAUUGCCCAGUGUACUGCAGCAAGCGGCACUACUGGAAGCGUGUGGCUGACAUCUCCUACCAGAAGUACAAGGUGAAGCUCCACGCGGCCACGCACGACGGGUACUACACCAUGUAUUCUUACAUCACCGCCCCGACUACGAAGAAGCCCUUGGCUGCAUUGGACGUGGAGGUGUUCUUGUCGGUGGACCACCCGCGUGGAGACGCCCUGCGGCAGUUGCUGGAAGCAGGCGCCAUUGCUGCCCGUGCCUUGAAUGGACGUCAACACAAGCAACAAGCUGAAGAAGCUCCGCAACGUGCGCCGCAGAAGCGCUUCCGCUCCGGGGACAUCUUCACCCUCAUGGAGGAGCACAACUUGCAGAAUGUCCUGGACUUGCAAGGGCUGGCCAACUCCUUGGCCCAGCAAGGCAACCCUCGCUUGGCGCAGUUCUGCACAAGCAUGGGUGAGGACCGCUUGGGUCAGCUGCUCAAUGCAGCACGUGGUGUCAUGGAAGCACCCACGCGGGUGGCCAUGCGCCAGCACUCCCGUUUGGACACCUUGCGGGACGCAGCCAUGACUAGUCCUUGCACCUGCAGCGGCGUGUGGGCUCCAGCUGCUCUUCGCACCUUGACCAACAACCAAGAGGAUGUGCGCAGGUUCUGCCAAGACGUCUGCCGCGCCCUGCAGUUGGGAGCUCGGCGGGGCGUCAACCUCGCAAUUGUCGGCGUCCCAGGCAGCGGCAAAAGCAUGCUCCUUGAGCCCUUGGACGGCAUCUUUCAGGUCAUGGGGAAACCUGAAGCCCGGAGCUCCUUCCCUUUGGCCGGUGCUUUGGAUGCGCAGGUGUUGCUGUGGCAAGACUACAAGCACCAGGAUCAGACUGUGCUUUUUGAGGACUUGCUCUCCCUCACCGUGGGGGAAAUGAUCUCAGUCCGAGUGCCACACCAAAAGAACCAGACCUUCCGCAACGUUGCGCCCCUCUUCUACACCUCCAACUUCCCGCUGCAGGUGCGCCGGCCUGACUUGGAGGAGGCCACGCGCUUGAACCAAGCCAUGGCCGAGCGCUUCUGCACGCGUCAGUGGAAGAUGCCGUUGCCAGAAGCCGAGCGGAUCCCGGACCUGCCUCGAUGCUCACGGUGCUGCGCCGCGUUCUACCUUGCCAACAGCGCAGGGG
Molecule: messenger RNA, 3865 nt
Organism: Effrenium voratum
Lineage: Eukaryota; Dinophyceae; Suessiales; Symbiodiniaceae
Source: the annotation of a GenBank genome assembly